GCGAGAUCACUGGUUUUCAAUACCGGGCGUCCAUAAAAAUGAGAGAUUUUGUGUGGUGUAUGUAAUUUUAAAAUCUCUUAUAUUCAUUUCCGUGCGCUAUUCUGAAAGCUGUCAAAUUCGACCUGCCUUUUGCUUCUGUCACUGGGCACCGUGUUGAAAAUUACAUUAUGUGUACCUAUCUACGUUAUAUUUGUUACAAGUAAUCAAUACAAGAGACAAAAAAACAUUGUGCACCAGCGCAUGUUUUCAACUGCAUGUUUCUUUGGCGGAGAUAACUGGCUGGCACUGCGUGGGCCAGAUAGUACUGGUCAGGUGCUGGGACAGUGCAAUCUGCCAAAAUAAGGGGUCGAUCGUGUUCGUUGUGUAUAGCUGACGUUGGUUGACGUAUGUAGUUGACUGCAAUUUGACUGACAGUAGUUUGCGUUUCCAGUCAUUGGCACGAAAGCUGGACUCAGUUGCUUUCAAGGGCUGUUUACUGACUUUAAAUAAUGCUCUUAAUUCGUCGUAUAUGACGAACUUUGUAAAAUAACCUACCUAGUAAAAUUUGUUCAUACUGAUCGUAUAAUCGCGCGUGAAAGGCAAGUGAAUACGUUAUUGUUGUAUGGUAUUUUUGCGUAUUGUGUGUGCAUUCUAUGACAAGAUUGUGACGUAAUAGUCCAUUAUUGUUUGUUGAUCAAAUUAAAUGGAUCAGAUGAAACUUAUGAAAUGAAACCCUUUAAUUCAUCAUUAGUAAAUAUGAAGAAGUAAGGCCAUGGCAUAUAUAUUAAAUUACCUAUCAAUCUAUCUAUUUGAUCAUGGACGACUGUAAAUGCAGUACUGUCAGAAUUCCCAUCGAAGAGGAAGUGUCAGAUGUGGAGAUGCAGUCCACCUGCCAAAGACUGUUAUGAAUAUUGUGAAUGAUGGAGUGCCAUGACAACAACAAAGACCUCCCCAAUGUGCCCCCAUCACUUGAGCUCAUAAUAUGUCAUCAGAAACAGAGAUUCAACUGGGAUUGUGGAGUGUCAUGUGUGCAAAUGGUAUUGUCCCCAGAUUUACGGACUGAACUUCAUAAUAAUUUCAAUGAAGUGUGUAGGGAAGAAGGAUUCAAUAAAAGCACUUGGACAAUUGAUUUGUGCUACCUGCUGCUGCGAUAUGGUGUGAAACAUUGUUUUUGCACUAUUACUUUGGGUAUAAAUCCUGGAUAUGAAACUCAGUCCUUUUAUUCCAAAGUUUUGCGAAAGGAUGAAAGGAGAGUUAUGCAGAGAUUUUCAGAAGCUAAAGAGAGAGGUCUUGAUGUACAAGAAAAAUCUCUGACCCAUUUGGAACUGAUACAGCAUCUAGCUUUAAAUGGACCUAUCAUUCUACUGACAAAUUCAAGUUUGUUAGCAUGUGAAACUUGCAAAUCAAUGAAACUUUUAUCUGAACUAAGGCAUUGGCUUCCAUGGAGUGUGAAUUACAAUGGGAUAUGCUGCAUGUCGUUCACAGCAAUGGAUGAAGCUCGUUGUAGCUAUGGUACUGACGAAGAUGUUAUAUUGAUAUAUUCCAACAAUUUUGGAAGAAAAGUUUCUUAGAUGAAUGCUGACUGUGCCUUGAAGUUCGGUGCUUUGUAUCUGAUAAUUGCUCUGUCUUGCCUUUUCUUAUUCUUUUAAGUUUCUUGAGAAUCACCAUUUUGUAUCUUGGUGGAAUCCUUGUACAUGUUUCUAUGUCUGAUGACCAUGAAUUUGAUGUAUAUAAAUACAUGUGAUAAAACAUAAUUCUGAAUUUUCCUCAAUUCCGCAUAAUCCU
Gryllus bimaculatus (two-spotted cricket) is the source of this 1764-nucleotide messenger RNA. The record is from the annotation of a GenBank genome assembly. Lineage: Eukaryota; Metazoa; Arthropoda; Insecta; Orthoptera; Gryllidae.